AUGCUGGAUGCAGCAACAAUCUGGGUUGAAUGUUCUUCCAACGUGCGCCCUUGUGUACUGGGCCCUGUGGUGGAUACAUUGCCUCAGUCCCAAAGAACUUCUUUGUUCCAUAGAAGUUGCACUGAUGGCGGUCCAGUGCCGGUUGCUGUGCUGACAGGGGCCGGCUUGGUGCUGGUUGGGAGCACUUGUGGCACCAGGGGGAGCUUUCUGUUGCUGCUUGGUGGUGUUGAGGCUCCAAAGGUGGCAAUGGAGCAGGGAGCCACCGCGCCAAAAGCAGAUUGGGGGAGCUUGGCCUCACUGCUGCUGGAGCACGUGAGUGAGAUGAUGAGGAGGAACGAUGUCGACUUGCUGCCAGUCAUAAAAUCGGCCAGACUGGUCAACAGGCACUGGUGCCGCUGGGCAAGUGAACUGGUGACAGCUAUUUGCUCAAGCCAGGUAUCCCCUGAGCGAAUUGCAGUCAAGAGUCCAAGCAGUUUCACAAGGGUGCAGAAGCUGUGGUUUCGGGAGGGAGAGAGGCCCAGUGUUGCUGAUCUAAUCCUGGCUCCUCAGUGGGUGCAGGCACCCGCUCUCCAAGAGUGUUGCGAUGCUCAACAUGCUUUGGCAUGCCUACAAGGGCUGAGCCACCUGACCCAUUUGGAAUUCAGCAGGAUAUUGUUCAUGGACUCUGAUUUUGAGCAUUUGGCAAGACUGUCCGAUCUCAGACGCCUGGACCUGCCCCACUGCAGAUGGAUUUCAGAUGCAGGCUUGGAACAAAUCGCCAAGCUGACAUCCUUGACUCACUUGGAGAUCGGCUCCUGUAAGAAGUCCAUAACGGAUGACGGCCUGCGCUGGUUGGCGCACUUGACCUGCCUUGAGCAGUUGCGACUGCAGAAUCUGCUUGGAAUCACUGAGGCCGGCAUGGUACACUUGACCACGUUGACUUGCCUAAAGCGCCUGGCAGUUCUGGGGAUGGCAAAUGUUGCGAGGGACAGUGUGCUUCAGGUGGGAGCAUUGACUGGCAUUGAAGAGCUGGAAGUGGCACAGUGCAAUGGUCUGCACCUGCAGGGCUUGCACCAGAUCACAGGCCUAGAGAAGCUGACAAUCGAAAUGAAUACCUAUGGCAGCUACUUGGCUGCCAUUGGUGCAUUGACGUGCCUCAAGUUCUUGUGCAUUGGGGACACAAGGGGUCAUUCGCUCAGCGAUGAGGUGUGGCUGGUGGUCAAGAAGCUGGAGGCACUGGAGCACCUUAGGUUGUGCAGGACAAGGACUGUGUGGUUGUGGACACAUAUCGGGAUGCUGAAGUCUCUAAAAGGUUUAAGUAUUGUAAACUCCCGUGGCAGUUUGCCGGCUUGCACUGUGCCCUGUGAGGUCCUUACGGGCCUUGAGUGCUUGGAUCUCAAUGCGGAAUGGAACGAGCCUGGGUGGACAACUGGCGUACUCCAAGGCGUACUCCAAGGCGUGCAGAUGUUGACCAAUCUUCACCGUUUGGGUUUGAGCCAGAGCCUGCAUCUCACUGAUGAGGCACUGUUGGAUGUAGGGGAGCUUGUUAGGCUCAAGCACCUCGACUUGGCAGGUUGCUGCAAGAUUACCGAUGCGGGGGUGGCACAUCUGACGAAGUUGACUGCCUUGGAAGUUUUGAACUUGAGGCAGUGCCAGAGUUUGACGAAUGGCGCUCUGGUGUACGUCGGAGGGUUGGGGGCGCUCAGGCACCUCAGUCUGUCCACGCGUGAUGGAACCACCCAUCGGCCACUGGCUCUGGCACAGAAGCUGACAGCACUUGAGCGGUUCGACCUGUAUGGAGUGGAUUACGUCACAGAUGGCAACAUGGCAGAGGCCGAAAGGCUGUCUUUUCGCAUGCGCGUGUAUCUGUAUGAUGCUGCGGGCACACGGGUGAUGAAGGCCAAUGUAUAG
Molecule: messenger RNA, 1890 nt
Organism: Ostreobium quekettii
Lineage: Eukaryota; Viridiplantae; Chlorophyta; Ulvophyceae; Bryopsidales; Ostreobiaceae
Source: the annotation of a GenBank genome assembly